AUGGAUUCUCUCCCAAUGCGAUCGUGUGGUGGAAGGCGGAAACUUUACUACCACAUUCAGGUUUCUGGCAACGUUUCCAUAGAACCAGACAAUCCUGAAUUUCCGCCUGGGCCUUAUAAAUGCUACGUGGAGGUCGGCGUCGACACUGUUCGCAAGCGAACCCAAGUCUCCACCCCCGGAAAGUACGCCUGGAAUGAGUCAUUUGAAUUCUUAGUGAGGGAGGAUUGGUCCAUAUGCAUUGACUUGAUAGCAAAACACACUGUGUUAUCGUGCGGUAUGCUGAGUUGGCUGUCCAAGGACGUGCCGAUUGCAUCAUCUCGUGACCAUGUGCAGUUACCUACAUCAACAGAAACAAAAGUCGUCUCACAAAAUUUGAGACAUGUGCAUGUACGAGGGCGGGAUGGAGAACCUUCCAUAUACCAGGCUAGCGUGUCAUUGAAACUUCAGUUGGUAAACCCAGAUCCCAUCACUGACCCAUCAUCUUCGGUUCAUCUCGAAGAGUCAUUUAUCGAGGACGUCGGUGAGCUCAUUGCAGCACCAAAUCUCUCCAAUACAGAGCUUGGAGCAUUCAGCGAGGUGCUUCGACGUCCCAGCCUCGGUUUUGGCUGCCAUUCUUUUUCAGAUUGGUCAUCUUUUGUAGUCUCGCUUCACAGUUGUGAAGAUGAUAGCCUUGCCUCCCCCAACUCCCCACACGCCGAUCACGAUGAAGUAUUGGUGUCUCCUAUUUCCGAUUUGCCUCAAGGAGAUCGUUUCCCUCCGAGCCCUAGAGAGCUGGAUGACGCGGAACAAACUUCUGUCUUAGAAGCGACUCUUACAGAUCACACACAGAAGGGCGAUGUUAACGGUGGGGAACUGCCUGAAAUAGAUCAAUCGUCGCCCGCCGACACAGUAUAUUCAGGAACUUCUGUGGCGAACGAUACUGGACCUCAAAAAAGACACAAGUUAUCUAUGAAGGCAUUGAGCAUUCGCUCCAAUCGUAGUGCAUCGUUGAGCGGGAUGCGAGAUCGCCAUGCACUUUGGGGACGAAUCAGAUCACUAUUCAGCUCGCGCACACCCCAGAACGCCGAACGUAUCCGACCUAUAUUUUUACAUUCAAGUCAGAACUAAAUCAUAGUUCCACAUCCUCGACAUAUCUCUUUCAUUCUAAACAACCACCU
This is a messenger RNA of Suillus plorans, 1157 nucleotides long. RefSeq lists its product as uncharacterized. The record is from RefSeq and is a predicted model, not a curated record. The transcript has 6 exons. The coding region runs from base 1 to 1107 and encodes 368 amino acids. NCBI's taxonomy places the organism in Eukaryota, Fungi, Basidiomycota, Agaricomycetes, Boletales, Suillaceae.